UCCUGCAGCUGAGCUUGACUGUUGUUAGCAACAUCUCAGCGUACUGUUGAACGCCUCAUAAUCUUCUGGUCAACAAGCUUAAUUCACUUUUGGAUUUUAAACACCACGGUGUGCUAUUGUAGCCGUUAACGUUACGAUACAGACGCUGUCUAUCACUGACGGUCCACUUUGGUUCCUGGUAUUUUAUAGCUAGCUAACGGUAGCGUUAGCAGAGCAGCUCCAGGGAUGGCGGAGGUUCCCGGGACUUCGAGUGAGACGAUAACUGAGACUGUUCAGACGAGCACGCCGCCGCCGCCCCAGCAGGAGGGACGCAGCCUGACAAUCAAGCUGAGGAAGAGGAAGACGGAGAAGAAGGUGGAGUGGUCCAGUGACACCGUCGACAACGAGCACCUAGGAAGAAGGUCCUCCAAAUGCUGCUGUGAUCUACGAGAACAGCCUCGACAGUUCGGAGAGUCGUCCUCCGAGAGCGAGGGAGAGGACGAUGAUGAAGGCUGCGGCAGCGCUCACUGCAUCCUGGGCCACGGCAGGAGAGAUAAUGGACAGACGGGGGGUGGGGGGGCCACGGCGCCCCCAAACUCUGGGGGGUCACACAGCCACUAGUGUGGGGGUCUCGCCACGACAAUGACACGUACAAACUGCACUCUUUUUGUUUUUGUUUUAGUCCAUCACUGAGCUGCAGAGGAGGCAGCACAGACACAGGGAUUACUGAGUCAGCAUAAUUACAUAACCUGCUCUCAAAAAAGAUGCAUGCAGUCAACUGACAUGCAUCACAUGGAAUAAGUCAAAGUGUUAAGGAGUCAUGCUGUGAUGGCGCUAGAUUUGAAAAGGCCAGUCUUUCUGCAUGUGUUCCUUUACUGCAGAUCACUCAGUAUCUCACUGCUGAGCAUUUUCCAAAGCAUGUAGUUCCAUUGAUAUCCAUUUACUUAACUCUGCUGCCAAUAAACUCUGAGGUGUGUGAUCCAUCAUAGGAACACCAUGCUGGCUCUGUCUCUGUCACAGUGCAGCGCUGCAACUGCCCUUUGUUUUCUUCAUUUGCUGAAUAUCUUCUUCAUUAUUUGAGCAGUAAUAUUUGUAUAUAACUGUGGGAAGAAAGGGAAGAAUGUCUCUCACUCUCCUCGACUCAAGGUGACGAACAUUAUUCAAAUAUGCAGCUUGUAUGAUAAAUAAAACACACUUCUUCCUUACACACUGCA
Messenger RNA from Trematomus bernacchii (emerald rockcod), 1193 nucleotides. It is a transcript of the gene ppp1r11, whose product is annotated as protein phosphatase 1, regulatory (inhibitor) subunit 11. The record is from RefSeq and is a predicted model, not a curated record. Gene Ontology annotation, cellular component: nucleus. NCBI's taxonomy places the organism in Eukaryota, Metazoa, Chordata, Actinopteri, Perciformes, Nototheniidae. Gene Ontology annotation, molecular function: protein serine/threonine phosphatase inhibitor activity; protein phosphatase 1 binding. The transcript is spliced from 3 exons. Bases 226 to 600 code for a protein of 124 amino acids.